AUGAGGACCACCAAGUGCCAGCUGCUGGUGACCAGCCUGUGUGCCAUGCUGCUGGGGUUGUCCAUUGCCACGCUGAGCACAGUCACCCACUACGGGCUCCAUUUCACCCUCAUGAGUGACAUUUCCCUGGACAACAACUCCUACAGGGUGAUCCACCAUGCAGUUUUCUACUCUGGGAUCUGCCUCAGCAUGACCCUGAUCCUUGCAGCCCUGCUGAGCUCUGCCGCCACGGUGCGGGAAUCGCAGUGUCUCACCGCCAUGGGGUUUUUCUGUUUUGCUCUGGCCUUCAGUGGAUUGCUCCCAGCUGCCUGCUGGAGGUACACACACAGUACAGAGGUGGAAGACAGCAUGAUGGAUGUGUAUGAUCUUGUGUAUGAGGAGGUGAGGAGGAACACCUCCAGCAUCAGGAGGUAUGAGCUGACUGCCAUCCAUGAAGCAUUCCUGUGCUGUGGGAAGCACUCUCCGUUUGGGGACACGGCCGAUGUUGAGAGCAAGACGUGUCCAUCAAGCCUGGUGCAUGGAGCAGGACAGGACUGUCUGCAAGAGAUCCAGGACUUCCUGAAGAAGCACCUGGACUUUGUUUCCACACUCCUGGGCAUCACCAUCGGCUUCACGAUUUAUGGGAUGAUCCUGACUUCAUUCCUCUGGUUCUCCAUCCACUUCAGCAGCAACUUGGACCGUAAAGGCAAAUACAUCCUGCGAGAGAGGUAG
Messenger RNA from Chaetura pelagica (chimney swift), 711 nucleotides. It is a transcript of the gene TSPAN32, whose product is annotated as tetraspanin 32. Bases 1 to 711 code for a protein of 236 amino acids. Gene Ontology annotation, cellular component: membrane. NCBI's taxonomy places the organism in Eukaryota, Metazoa, Chordata, Aves, Apodiformes, Apodidae. The record is from RefSeq and is a predicted model, not a curated record. The transcript has 8 exons.